AUGAAAUUGUUUGUAUUCGCUGUUCUGGUUGCUGCGGCUUCUGCUGGCCGCCUGGAGCAUCUUGAACGCUCCUACCUUCCUCCUGACAGCCAUGCUCAUAGCAGAAAUGGAUUUGACUCAGGAAAUGGUCGUUUUGGUGUUAACGGACAAAGCCCCAAUAUAUUUGGAUCUAAUGGACAAGAUUCAGUUGUUAUUGAUUCAAAUGACGGUGCAUCCUUCCGAUCAAACGGAUUUGGUGCUAAUCAAGGUUUGGGCUCAAAUGGAUUGAACAGAAAUGUAGCAUUUGGAGGUGCUACCUCUAACCAAUAUUUACCACCUAAUCAUGGCCCAUCCGCAUCUUCAAACUAUGGUGGACAUCAGUUUGGUUCCCACGGUGGGUCAUCUCUGGGUUCCAACGGUUUUGGAUCUCUUUCUUCAUCGCGAGCAUUCGGUUCUCAGCCUCAGUUUGGUGCUGCCAGCCGUCAAUACUUAGCUCCCAAGCACUCAUCAUCUCAACAAACUCAACAACAGCCUUUUGAUUUUGUAUUCGCUGCUCUGGUUGUUGCUGCGUCUGCUGGCCGUCUCGAACAUUUGGAGCGUUCUUAUCUUCCGCCUGAUAGCAAUGGCCACGGUGAAAAUAGUUUUGGACCAGGGAACAAUCGGUUCGCCAUAAACAACCAUAGCUCCAAUGGACUCUCAAGAAACAGUGCUUCUAAUGGAUUUAGGUCCAAUGGAAUCAACUCAUUUGAUCGCAGUACAUCUCAUGCAUCAAAUCGUUUUGGCGCCGCCCCAGUCUCUGGCUUAAACGGCAUGAGUAGAAAUGCAUUUGAAAGUGCUACCUUCAACCAGUACCUCCCACCAGACCAUGGACCCUCUCAUUCUUCUGAUAACGGUAUUUCCCAGUUUACAUCUCGUAGUUUACCUUCUCUGGGAUCUGCGAGUUUUGGAUCUCCUUCUAGGUCCAUACCUCAACCUCAAUUUGGUGCAGCCAGUCGUCAAUACUUAGCUCCCAAGUAUACAUCCCAACAGAACCCUCAACAGCGAUUUGAUGAGAAAUCUGGAUACAUUUAUUAA
Messenger RNA from Danaus chrysippus (African queen), 1053 nucleotides. The record is from the annotation of a GenBank genome assembly. Lineage: Eukaryota; Metazoa; Arthropoda; Insecta; Lepidoptera; Nymphalidae.